GUACAGCGGAGUAUCUGAUGUGGGCCAGCUGCCGAAGGAGCUGCAAAAAGAUGUGGAGGACAUCAUGGAGCGGGUCGGCGCGAGCUGCUGGGGUGUGACCAGAGGGCUCUUCACCCUUCCGAGGGAGGUCAGGAACGCGCUCCGUGCGCCAGAGGGGCUGGACGUCGACCAGUCGAUGUGCCACUGCUACGCACAGCGAAGCAGACAUGCGCCCGAGGACACCCCGAAGCUUCGCCACUACAUCGAGAACAGGACCGAAUGCGAGGCCUUCUUGGACGACCGCGACCUUGCCAAGGAGCUGUUCCGAGGGCUGAUGAAUACCGGCGGGGAGCCGUUGAUCCGCCGCGUUCUUCACAAGGCGAACAAGACGCUCCAGGACAUGCCGAAGUUCGUACUGGAGUUCCAAGCCGAGCAGUCGGUGCUGUUGGGCAAAGACGUAGCAAACCACCCGGAGCUGGCGCGACAGCUGCCCCCUGGCACUUUGCAGAGCGUGCUGAACGAGGAGUACGAGCGGAAGAACACGGACCUCUUGGCCGAGCUCUCGUCUGCCUUUGGGCUGGUGAACAGCUACGAGCACGACGGCAUCUACUGCCUUGCCAUGCCCUCCCAGCAUUCUGAGCUCCUUGCAAGGGCCAACGCCAUCGUGCCGGUCAAGGGCACUGGACCAUGGAGCGUUGAAACGGCAGUGGAGGCACUUCGGCAGCGGUUCCCUUCUCUGUCAUGGGAUGAGGUUGACGAGCAUUGGGAGCUCCAGCAGGAGAAAUGUAUGGAGAUCCGCAGAAGAUGUUUGCAUGGGCAGAAGAACUUCCCGAAGCUCUUGGCCGACGUCGUGCCGUACCACCGACUGGCCUCGGGCUACAUGGUGAAGGAGGUGUUCAAGGCAGUGCCCGUGCGGGAGGACAAGAUGUGUCUCAUGUUCUUCGUGGAUGGAUGCUGGAGAGACCAGGCUGCAGCUUCUGCCAGUGCGCUUGAGGACAUAGUGAGAGACGUGCUCAUCAAUGCCAUUGGCCGCUACAAGGGCGACUUACCAGUGGUGGUGUAUGAGACGCAUCCUCAGGUUGCCACGGCCCUGCAGCGCAUGAACGGAGGGCUCUUCGACAUGUCUUGGCACUUGAGUCUUGACGGCGACGACACUCGCCACAUCUUCGCAUACAAUGACGGCACCUUCCAAGACACCAGGGACUACACCUUGAAACCCAUGCGCCCGGGAAUUCCGGUCACUCGGAACGCGGACCGGCCAUACCCCGGCGCCCUCAUUGCUGAGCUUGAGGCCAAGAUGACGGAGGAGGGGCUCAACCUUGUGGAGAUCCUCACCAGGGUCAAAACUCAAGAGAUGUUCGCUGCGACGCACGUGGAGGAGCCGACGCCCUGCCUGGCGCUUCCUGAGGGCUUUCGGUACAGCCCGGAGCUAGAGCGUGACCUUGACCGGGUAGCUUCGAUCCUCCCUUUCUACGAGAUCAUGGCAAGCUGCCACGAGGACCCGCCCACGACCUUCCACGUGUUGAAAGGUAUGGCCAGAGUCAAAGCUGCGCCUGAAAACUUUGAGGAAGCCAGGUUCCACCAGGGCGAAGGUCAGAACGGAAAGGGCUUGAUGAAUGCCCUCUUUCGUACCUUCUGCGGCGAGUACCACGUCGAGCCCAAAGCCGAUAUCAAUCGUCCUUCGUGGAAGCAAGAGGGCUGGGAUCCGGUGCGCUUCCGACCACAAUUCAUGAUGAACUUCUCCAGCAACGCCUCUUUUGAAUUUCGUGCGAUUGACGGUGGUAUGAGGCGCAGCUUCACGGCCAUUCCGUGGCCUUUCAAGUUUGUGGCCAGGCCGGCGCCCAACAGCAACGAGAGACAGCUUCGGAACAAUCUGAAGCAGCGAGACUUUCUGCUGGCGAAUGUGAUCCCGUCCAUGGAGAUCAUCCUGAAGGAAGUGGAUCUGAUGUUCUUGAGAGACAGUGUCAGCACGCUGGUGGAGCCAAGAACGCAGUCGGUUCUGGCAUGCACCGCCCACCUGUUUGGGUCCUUGCAGCUCCAGGAUAUCAGGGAGGUCCUCGACUCCAUACCGCUCAGCCCCAACGCUGCCCUGGCCAGCUCACAGGGCGAUGUUCGGAAGUUCUUCCGCGACCACGAUGCGGUGAAGGGGCUCAAGCUGUCCGGCAAGCAACUUGACAGGCUGCUGCAGGAGGUGCUGGCCCCGAAGACAGUCAGAGGUAAGCGGGUGUAUUCGGCAGGAGACUUUCCUCAAUGUGGCGAACGAGCCACCGUUUUAGGCCAACGUUCCUGA
This is a messenger RNA of Effrenium voratum, 2269 nucleotides long. The record is from the annotation of a GenBank genome assembly. NCBI's taxonomy places the organism in Eukaryota, Dinophyceae, Suessiales, Symbiodiniaceae.